UUUCCUCUAAAACCCUAACCCUUGCGCUUAUCCUCCACCAUGUCCACCCCUACAGACUGGGUUCAAUUCUACCCCAAUUCUAGCCACUUGGCACCUCCUGGCCGUGCCACGUCAUCCACCCAGUCCCCCGACGCCGCCGUCGGCACCACUUCUUCUUCCCCCCCUCCUGGGGCAGCGGCCGGCGCCGCUGCUACUCAUGGUGGUGGUGCUCACCUGACGCCGGAGGGCCGGGUGGCAAAGCCCAUCAGGCGGCGGUCCAGGGCGUCCCGGCGCACCCCGACAACCCUGCUCAACACGGACACGUCCAACUUCCGAGCCAUGGUUCAGCAGUUUACCGGCGGCCCCAGUGCGCCCUUUGCAGGAGGCAACCAGCACCACCACGGCGCUGUGCCGGGGUUCGCUUUCGGCCAGAGGGUUAACCCCAGCACUGCCGUCAUGGUGCAGCCGUCCAUGUACCAUCUACAGUAUCACCAUCAACCGCAGCAGCAGCCGCAACAGCCGCAGUAUCAGCAUCAAAACUACAUGUUUACAUUGAAUAAUACCAGCAAUACUAAUAACAAUACUGCCGUAGCUUCCGGUGGAGGAGGCGGCGCAGGUGGCGGAGAUAUGUUUUUUCAGAGGCUGAGCAGCUCAAGAGCUCCAACCAUGGAGGUUUCAAACGGAUUCAUGUUUUGAUCAGGACCUGCACCUAUGAAGGUUGUUGUUGUUCUUGAUGUUUGAGGCCCAAAUUUGGAGACUUAAUUUCCAAAUUCUAAUGGAAAAGUGAUGCUUGGUCUUUUGGUUUUGGAAAUGAUCACUUUGUUUUACAUGGGUUGCCUUUCCAUGACUUGUACCUUGUUUCUUUAUUGUAUUUAUGAAAGGAAUUAACUUUAAGAAUGAUUUA
Vitis riparia (riverbank grape) is the source of this 883-nucleotide messenger RNA. Its product is annotated as VQ motif-containing protein 22-like. The record is from RefSeq and is a predicted model, not a curated record. The transcript is spliced from 2 exons. Lineage: Eukaryota; Viridiplantae; Streptophyta; Magnoliopsida; Vitales; Vitaceae. The coding region runs from base 40 to 675 and encodes 211 amino acids.